AUGAGUUUGCAAAGGAUGAGGCUAGAGUUGAAAGACCAUUUUGGAAUUGAAGCUACAAACAGGCAACUUUGGAAAGCUAGACAGAAAGCUAGAGAAGAUGGGGGCUAUGAUUAUGCUCACUCAUAUGGUAAUUUGAGGCAUUAUGCUGCUAUGAUUCACAAAACUAACCCUGGGAGUACUGCUAUUAUACAGAGUAAUCUAGUUCUAGUUGAGCAAAAUCUAGAUGAUGAGAAUUUGGAGGGUGAUAAUUUGGCAGCCCCAAUAAUGAAGUCUCAGUUCAACAGAAUUUUCAUUUACUACUCAGGUGUGAAAACUGGUUUCUUAGCAGCCUGUAGACCAUUUUUUGGCUUAGAUGGUUGUCAUCUAAAAAGGCCAUACAAUGGCAUCUUAUUGUCUGCAGUGGGGCUUGAUGCCAAUCUUCACUUCUAUCCAAUUGCUUAUGCAAUUGUAGAAGCCGAGAAUAACUCUAGUUGGAAAUGGUUUUUGGACUUGUUGAGAAACGAAAUUGGAGAUACUAAUAAAGGCCAACCAUGGUGUAUCAUGAGUGACAGACAAAAGGGUUUAAUUGAGGCUAUCAUAGACAUCCAAGAUGCAGGGCAUCGUUUUUGUUGUUUUCAUUUGGAAAACAACAUGUUAAAAAAGUUUGGCACAUCACACCUUCAAGGUCUCUUUUGGGCAGCAGCCGAGACAGCCAAUUUUGAAAAUUUCAAGCGAAUAAUGGAGCGGAUUAAGGAAUUCAACCAUGAGGCACAUGUCUGGCUGAGCAAUAUUGACUUCAAGCAUUGGACAAUGAGCAAGUUUGAUCCAAAUGUGAAGGUAGAACAUCUCACCAAUAACUUUGUUGAGUCAUUCAAUGAUUGGAUAGAAGACCAUCGAUACAAGGCCCCAAUUGAGUUGCUAGAGGGUAUAAGAAUGCAACAAACGGCCAUGAUGCAUGCAAGGAAAGCAACAGCAGACAGAUGGGAGCACAAGCUCACUCCAAAAGUCCAUGUGAAGGUGCAAGAACUCCAUAAAAGAGCACGUUUUGCAUCAGUAACAAGGGUUGGAAAAGAAGAAUUUCAGGUGGAUUAUGACAAAAAAAAGGUGUAUUGUUCGACUGAAUGA
Humulus lupulus (European hop) is the source of this 1104-nucleotide messenger RNA. RefSeq lists its product as uncharacterized. The record is from RefSeq and is a predicted model, not a curated record. The transcript has 2 exons. Lineage: Eukaryota; Viridiplantae; Streptophyta; Magnoliopsida; Rosales; Cannabaceae. Bases 1 to 1104 code for a protein of 367 amino acids.